Messenger RNA from Castor canadensis (American beaver), 1299 nucleotides. The record is from RefSeq and is a predicted model, not a curated record. NCBI's taxonomy places the organism in Eukaryota, Metazoa, Chordata, Mammalia, Rodentia, Castoridae.
AUGGAAGCUCUCAGCACUGCAUCCCACCUGGUGGUGUUGAGUCUUUUGGAAGUCCACUGUGUGCCCAUUUUUUCUCAUGAGAAGGCAACUGGUUCCUCUCAUCAGAAAUGUGUUUUCAUCAGAACUGUGGAGCUGAGCAGUGGCAAGGAUGAGAUCUCCCUGCUGGUGGAGCAGGAGUUUUUGAGCCUCACAAAAGAACACCUCAUCCUGGUCCAAGAGAGCUCUGGGGAGCUGGAGGCACCUACUGGCACUCCCCAGGGGACCAGAGAGCCAGCUCCCUGCUUUUUUGCACCCCCUCUGGUGGUGGGCAGCCGUGAGCACCCAGGAACUUCCAUGGUUGCUGGUGACCAGCAUCGGGAGCAAAAGGUAGCUGUGGCUGUCAUUGGCAGCCAGCAGGGCUGCGAUUCUGUCAUGCCCACAGUCACGGGCAUCCUGAGGGCUGCCAAGGUCAAAAGUGCCAAGGGGACCAAGGACCAGGGCCACAGUCUGAGUGCCUCCAAUACAGAGUUCAGCAAGCUUCUGGCCCAGUUCCCACUGAAGUCCACUCCAACAUCCAAGGCCCCUGACAACAAGACAGUGCUGGAGGAGUCGAGGGUCAUCAAGAACUUCCUGAAAAGCAGCAUGCUCAGUGGCUCUGGGCCCCAGGAGGCUGCAGGGUUGGGCCCAUUCCUGCUGCUGCCACCCCCACCUUCUCCUGCAUCCCUGGACAAGGCCACUGAGCUCUCUGCUCACAAGAGGCAGCUCCCGGUGUUUGCCAAGAUCUGCUCCAAGACUGAGGUUGACACCACAGUGGAAGGGCACCAUUCAGUGGAAUGGAACUCUGGCAUCAAGGAGCCAAUCAAGUGUCGAGAGAGCCUCUUUCUCAGCCAGUGGCCCCCAAGCCGGAAGGACUCCAGUGGUGAGGAGGGUCGCAGUGAUCCAGUGGGCACCAUGGCCACUGUCCUGCCAACCAAGAAGCCUACCUGGCAGGCUGAGAAGAAUGUGCUCUGUGAGUUCCUUGGGGCCACGAAGAACUCAAGCAAAGUGGAGGUAGAUGGGCUGGAGCUGAAAUUUAACCCACCUGCAACCACUGCGGACAAGAACAACCUUAAGUACACAGGGAAUGUCUUCACCCCACGCUUUGCUACCGCCUUGACCUCAACAACGAACCAGCCACUCUGGCUCCACCUGAAUUGCCCACCUGUGCCAGUGUUCACGAGUCACUCUACCUACCAAUAUCAGGGCCUGUACCCACAGCUAUGGGCAAGGAUGCCCUACCAGCAGGCUGUGCACCCUCAGUUGGGGUGCUACUCUCGACCG